This is a messenger RNA of Adineta steineri, 1002 nucleotides long. The record is from the annotation of a GenBank genome assembly. NCBI's taxonomy places the organism in Eukaryota, Metazoa, Rotifera, Eurotatoria, Adinetida, Adinetidae.
AUGCUAGACACAAAUAUAACUAGCAAUGACGAUACACCAUUAUUUGAUGUCGGUACACAGCAAUCCUAUGCAAUACAGUUUUGGAUAUUUCUAUUUUUACUGAUUCCAUCAAUGAUUUCUGCAUUGUUUGCUUUAUACCAUCUCCUACGAGAACGAGCACUUCGUCAAGCACUUCACAAUCAUAUUAUAAUCAUUCUUCUUAUUAUUAAUCUAUUCUAUCAGAUGACAGAUAUGUGUUUUUUCAUUCAUUAUUUUCGAUCUUAUCAAUCUUUUAUGCCAACACCUACUUUUCGUCUGUUUUGGGGAUAUAUUGAUUGGUCGAUAUAUGGUGUUCAGUCUUUCCUUUAUGCAUGGGUCACAGUUGAAAGACAUAUUCUUAUAUUUCAUGAUCAUUUGUUAUCCACUAGAAAGAAGCGAUUUUUUAUUCAUUAUCUUCCUCCAGUUAUAAUUACAAUCUAUCCUUUAUUGUAUUAUGCAAUAGUACAUUUUGUCCCAACAUGUGAGAAUACUUUUGACAAUUUAACAACACCGGGUUUUUAUCCUUGUGAAUUUAGCGAUGCAGUAUUCGGCACGUAUGAAAUAGUAGCUGAUGCAAUAAUACCUUGUUUCACAAUUGUUAUAUCGAGUGUUGCUCUUUUGUUCCGUGCUGUAUGGCAACGAUAUCAUAUGCAUCGACAGAUUCAAUGGCGACAAUAUCGAAAAAUGACACUUCAAGUCAUAAUUAUAUCAACAAUUUAUCUGAUUUUACCGUUUCCUUAUAUGAUGAUAACCUUUCUUCAUCUUUGUGGUAUGCCAGCAGAGAUUGGAGCUGAGUUUUUAUCACGUACAAUGUUUUUCACUUAUUAUACGUUGUUUCUUUUUCCAAUAGUCUCCGUUGGUGCACUAUCAGAACUGCGUGAAAAAGUGAAGAGUAUUAUACGAUUUCGCAGACAACGACGUAUAGUUGGUACGUUAAAUAGUACAAGGGCACAUAUGACAAAUAAUCGAGUUUUUCUUCGAUGA